UCUGUGUAUUCAUCUCGUGUUUUGUCAAAUUCUGCCCCUUGAAGGUUUUACCAUUUCGGUGCGUAAUCUUGAAGUAUCCCUGCUUGCACGUGACUCCCUAGCACCUGUUUACAGUUGCCUCCGUUCUCCACGACCCAAGAGCGAAAAGAAUGCCGCGACUCUAUCACACAAAGUCCAAGACAGGAUGUACGCGAUGUCGAACACGAAGAGUCAAGUGUGAUAAAGUCAGACCGACUUGUGAACUCCAUGUUGAGCUAAUGGAACAUGGUGGAUGCCUUAAGCAUCGCGUAGAGUGCAUCUACGUUCGUGUUACAACAUCAACACAACAACCAGUACCAGCACAAACCUCAGAUGUCUCCAGAAUUCAACCUGGAUCAGCAUCAUCACCAGCCCAUGGCAGUCUUCGUCUUUUACACGUCUACAUGUCAGAAAUAUGCCCUCAAAUUGCUGGAACACAUCUCCUCAUGCUCGAAACACUAUGGAGCAAAGAGGUACCAAAGCUAGCUCUGCAGAACGAGACACUUUUGAACGCUAUCUUGGCCUUAUCAUGUUUUUACUUGUCUACAGAAGGCAAAGAUCCAGACCCCGAGCCCCAAGCAGCCCGCGCAAGCCACCCUGGAGCUGCCAUAGAAGCACAGCAAAUGUACCUUUCAGGCAUGACCAGGGAGAAUGCUGAUAUAGCAUGCCUUGUCUCAACCCUGCUUGCGAUUAAUGCAUUUGCAAAUUUGAUGGUUCGCCCCUUAUCCCCUCAUGAACCACCCUUUCAUUGGUUGCAAAUGUCCCGAGGUCUUGGGAGUGUCUUCCGAGAAGCAACAUCCCUCUUACGCAACGAUCUAGAUGCAAAGCUGAGGACUUUAGUUAUGGACAGGUCUUACGUUAGCCCUGAUAUAGUCUUUAAUAAGUCAAACCUUCGCAAUGACGGAGAUGCAGAGGCAUAUGAGAAGGUGACUUGCUGGAUUGGCUCUGUUGUAAUACAAGCAAGAGAGGCUGGAGAGCAUCCAAAAAUGAUCGCCAGAAGGCUGACAUCCUUCUGGGUCCUUACUCCAACGCGGUACAUCGAGUUGUUGCAGCUACUUAGACCACGGGCUUUGGUUCUUUUGGCUUAUUACUUCGGGCUGGCCAGCUGGUUCGAUAAUUUCUGGUGGAUUGGUUCGUCUCCAACAAGAGAGCUUAUGUCGUGGCCUACUGAGCAACUGACGAGACAGCCUUAUCAGGGCUGA
Messenger RNA from Fusarium redolens, 1220 nucleotides. RefSeq lists its product as uncharacterized. The transcript has 6 exons. The record is from RefSeq and is a predicted model, not a curated record. The coding region runs from base 150 to 1220 and encodes 356 amino acids. Gene Ontology annotation, molecular function: zinc ion binding; DNA-binding transcription factor activity, RNA polymerase II-specific. Gene Ontology annotation, biological process: regulation of transcription by RNA polymerase II. Lineage: Eukaryota; Fungi; Ascomycota; Sordariomycetes; Hypocreales; Nectriaceae.